AGGUCCCGGGAGUCGUUGAGGCGGCUGCAGGUCUCUCCCUGCGGAGCCGCUGGUUCGGCGGGCGGGGAUGUGACCGCGGGCCCUGCCGGCCUGCCUCGGGCGUCGCCUCAGCUCCCGUGUCGGUGCCCUCACCCCACACCGAUGGCGGGAUCCGGCUGCGCCUGGGGCGCGGAGCCGCCGCGGUUUCUGGAGGCCUUCGGGCGGCUGUGGCAGGUACAGAGCCGCCUGGGUAGCGGCUCCUCGGCCUCGGUGUAUCGGGUGCGCUGCUGCGGCAACCCCGGCUCGCCCCCCGGCGCCCUCAAGCAGUUCUUGCCGCCAGGAACCACUGGAGCUGCGGCCUCGGCCGCCGAGUACGGGUUCCGCAAAGAGAGGGCGGCGCUGGAGCAGUUGCAGGGUCACAGGAACAUCGUGACUUUGUAUGGAGUCUUUACAAUCCACUUCUCUCCAAAUGUGCCAUCACGAUGUCUAUUGCUUGAACUCCUGGAUGUCAGUGUUUCGGAAUUGCUUUUAUAUUCCAGUCACCAGGGUUGUUCCAUGUGGAUGAUACAGCAUUGUGCAAGAGAUGUUCUGGAGGCCCUUGCUUUUCUUCAUCACGAGGGUUAUGUUCAUGCAGACCUCAAACCACGUAACAUAUUAUGGAGUGCAGAGAAUGAAUGUUUUAAACUCAUUGAUUUUGGACUUAGCUUCAAAGAAGGCAAUCAGGAUGUAAAGUAUAUUCAAACAGAUGGGUAUCGGGCUCCAGAAGCAGAACUGCAAAAUUGCUUGGCCCAGGCUGGCUUGCAGAGUGAUACGGAAUGUACCUCAGCUGUUGAUCUGUGGAGCCUAGGAAUCAUUUUACUGGAAAUGUUCUCAGGAAUGAAACUGAAACACACAGUCAGAUCUCAGGAAUGGAAGGCAAACAGUUCUGCUAUUAUUGAUCACAUAUUUGCCAGUAAAGCAGUGGUGAAUGCCGCAAUUCCAGCCUAUCACCUAAGAGACCUUAUUAAAAGCAUGCUUCAUGAUGAUCCUAGCAGAAGAAUUCCUGCUGAAAUGGCGUUGUGCAGUCCGUUCUUCAGCAUUCCUUUUGCCCCUCAUAUUGAAGAUCUGGUGAUGCUUCCUACUCCAGUGCUAAGACUGCUGAAUGUGUUGGAUGAUGAUUAUCUUGAGAAUGAAGAGGAAUAUGAAGAUGUUGUAGAAGAUGUUAAAGAGGAGUGUCAGAAAUAUGGACCAGUGGUAUCUCUGCUUGUUCCAAAGGAAAAUCCUGGCAGAGGACAAGUCUUUGUUGAGUAUGCAAAUGCUGGUGAUUCCAAAGCUGCUCAGAAAUUACUGACUGGAAGGAUGUUUGAUGGGAAGUUUGUUGUGGCUACAUUCUACCCGCUGAGUGCCUACAAGAGGGGAUAUCUGUAUCAAACCCUUGCUUUAAUCAGUAACCUGAGGACUAUUUCCUGUAUCUCCUCUUCCAUUUUCCUGGGUUAUUGUAUUCCACAUCUGAAUGCAGGAGUACCCCCUUACUGUUUUAAGGGGAUACUUUGUACAUUUAUUUAAUCCUACUAACGUGUAGCCAUUGCCCAGGCAGUGACUGCAUUGCAAGCAUUUGGCACUGAGUAGGACAAGACCUCUCAGCUAUACAUUGAGGGGUUUUAGAGCAUCCAUGUGGGCAGCCUUUUUUUGUGCAGUAGGGCAAGUGCUGCUCCUCAGUAUGUAACCUAAAAGAUAUUAUUUCAUGUGAUCAUGAAGCAAGGAUGAAUAAUAAUGAAUAAUAUCAUGGUGUAGUGAAUAUUAUUAACAAAUUUGCUAGGGUUGGUGACUUCACUUAUAGAUUAUUCCUUUAUGUUGUCAGGUGGUUCCUUUAUUGUUGAUCUCUAUAACUGGCACUGGAUGCUCUCAGUAGUGUUAGGUAAUUGUCAAGCAGCGGUUACCUACUGUGUUCUUAACACUGAGUUGUGAAUUUUUUUAAAGGAGUACUGUAGUACUGAAUAUUCCUUUAAAGAAACUGCAGUGAGCCUAUCUACAUUUUUUUAUUCAGGCUUUUAAAAUAGAAAGCUAUUGCUUGAUCUUGCACAAUUUUUAUGUCUAGUGUGUAUGCUUGAGUGAGUGUGCAGGUGUGAAAGAUCAGAGAAAAUUUGAGUCAGUGUACUUUAUAGUGUGAACCUUGUGAGCUAAUACAGUCUACCAUCUUUUCCCUACCUAUUUCACAUCUAUAAGAUUUGGGAUGUAUGUUUUUUGAGAGUUGUCUGUUAGAAUGUAAUUGACAACAUAGUUCAUUCCUGAAAUGUUCAGAACAAACUGGAGUCUAGCCUGGGGUUACCUUGAAACGCUUUAAGUGAUUGGAACAAAGGAAAAGUUUUGCUACACAUGAAUCAACCCAUCCUUCAAUCUGCUGUAUUGGCUCAUCCUUUUUGUACGAAAUCUCCUAUAAUUGUAAGAUUUCUCAAGAUGUGGCUCUGUCUACUAUGAUGGAAAAUUGCAGUUGAUCAAAAAGAAAAAAUUAGUUGUACAGUGAAAGAAAAAUUUUAAAAAUAGGUAAAGAGAGGAUGGAAAGUCAAGGAUUCUUUUUCUUUUCCUUUCUGUCUCUCUCGUCCCUGUCCCCUUUUCCUCCUCUUCCCUUAUUCCCUGCCUCCGUUCUUAGCUGAAGAAGAGCUAGGUAAUCUGACUUUUGACUACAUGGGAGUUAAGAAAGGUAUAGGUAUAAGAAGGUGGAAGUAGAAAGGAAGAAAAACUCAAAUAAUUCUUAAAGAAGUCAUAGCAGUUGAUUUUGUUCCCAAGUAGUGGAUGCCAGUAUGCAUGAAUUCAUGGACACAGGUUGAUUACAUGGUUUUCAGAAUUGUAAUUAUGGAUUUUUCUCAUUUUAUGGUAGAUUGUCUUUAAAGGUCUUAAAAAUUAGGAAACCUUUAUAAAGCAUUGAUAUACCAAAAAAAAAAA
Messenger RNA from Carlito syrichta (Philippine tarsier), 2901 nucleotides. It is a transcript of the gene UHMK1, whose product is annotated as U2AF homology motif kinase 1. Gene Ontology annotation, biological process: positive regulation of translational initiation; regulation of protein export from nucleus; peptidyl-serine phosphorylation. Gene Ontology annotation, molecular function: RNA binding; protein serine/threonine kinase activity; ATP binding. Gene Ontology annotation, cellular component: nucleus; neuronal ribonucleoprotein granule. The record is from RefSeq and is a predicted model, not a curated record. NCBI's taxonomy places the organism in Eukaryota, Metazoa, Chordata, Mammalia, Primates, Tarsiidae. The transcript has 8 exons. Bases 142 to 1524 code for a protein of 460 amino acids.